Molecule: messenger RNA, 10365 nt
Organism: Trichomycterus rosablanca
Lineage: Eukaryota; Metazoa; Chordata; Actinopteri; Siluriformes; Trichomycteridae
Gene: wizb
Product: WIZ zinc finger b
Exons: 16
Coding region: 261-6044 (1927 amino acids)
Biological process (GO): regulation of transcription by RNA polymerase II
Cellular component (GO): nucleus
Molecular function (GO): RNA polymerase II cis-regulatory region sequence-specific DNA binding; DNA-binding transcription factor activity, RNA polymerase II-specific
Source: RefSeq, a predicted model, not a curated record
AGCCAACAACAUGGAGUCUGCUCGUCUGCACCGCUAAGGCUAAGCGCCUGGCCUUUUACUUCCAUUACAGCAAAAAGCCGAACUGGUAAACAUCAGAUCACGGGAGCGGUGCAGCACAACGACCGUGUGCACAUAGUUGGAGGUGAACACGGUAUGGAAAGCGAGGCGUGUAGCAGUCCGUAGAGCCGCCGGACGGACAGGCCAUUUCGAGGAAACCAUGUAGGUAGAGCUCUGCAGAGUACACGGUGCACCACCGGAUCAUGGAGCCUGAAGCAGGUCUUUCUCCAACCAUGGACCCCCAUGAUCCAACAUCCUUUCGGGCUCUCUCGGAAUCCCCUACUCUACUCAGCAACAGCUUGAUGGGGGAAUUGUCCCAUGAUGGUUGUCUGGAGAGCAAUGAUGGAGAUGCUAACCCUCAGAAAAUCAUCUUCUAUGGGAGCAAUCAGAAAAAGCGCCAAUCUUCAGCCUUUCCUUCAUCUCUAACAUGGGACUCUGACUCUGAGAAGGAGACGUUUGAUGAAGAGGAACUUCAGCACUUUUCUAAUCCUCAUGGCCUUGCUGCUCAAAGUCCUGGAAGUCCAAGCUGUGUACAGGAGCAAGAUGGACCUGACUCUGGGGAUUACUAUACACUUGAGAAGCCCAAGAACAUUCUCUUAGACAAUGAUUUGACUUCUCCUCUUGAGGAAGAAGAACAAGCUGGAGAUAAUACAGAGGAAGAGCCAGGAAUGGCACAGUCCGAGACUCAGAAAUUGGAAGAAAUUGAAGAUGGAAGUGUGUUGGACCAAGAUGGGCUUCCUCAUUCGGACACAAAACCAAAGGAGGGAUACCAAAAAAAGAAAAUCAAGGAACAGGGCCUUUUAGGAGUUCAGAGAAAAAAGGCAAUGAAGUCGGGUUCAGAACAGGAUGUAUAUACCUUCCCAGGAGAUUCAGACCCUGAAAGUCCACCUCCAGGUCCUUGGGCACACUGCACAUUUGUUCAACGUAGGAGAAAAAAAAGGGCCUUACUGAGACCUUUCUCUGGACUUAGUCCCUGGCAAAGGACACCUGUGGCAGGCAGGAGGACCAGGGUAACCCCCUCCAGGGUGAAAGAAUUUAAUAAAAUGGUCAGUGAUGUAGGAGGAGUGUUUGAGUUUAAGGACGAUGAGGAAGAGAGGGUCCAGGACAAGGGAGAAGAAUUCCGCCCAGAGAUUUUCACCUGUGUUGAAUGUAGUGUUUAUUUUAAUAAACAAGCACAUCUCCGGGAACAUAUGCGAGAGCAUGGCCAGGUUGAUGGAGAUAAGGGAGAGCAUGGGGAGGAAGGCACAGCAAGAAGACGAUCCAAAAACUUUGAGUGUGUGGAGUGUGGGCAGAAUUUUGCUGAUAGACUUUUGCUGCUAAAACAUCACAAAUUACACGAGGAGUCACGACAGAAGAUCUUGGAGGAUAUGGGAAAGCUGAACAACUUUGAGAAAAUGCCAGAAAUGGAGAAAACCGAUUGUAGAAGUUCAAAGCAGCCAGCAGCCAAAGAGUCUUUCAGCAACUGUGGCCAGUUUGUUGGUCUCAAUUGCAACUACAUAUCUGAUGAGGCUCAAGAGAUUUCAGAUCAUACAAAGACCCAUACCAGUCGGGCCAGGCCCGGCGGCCAUCGUGCCUCACCCCGUUUCCAGCUAAAGUCCUUUAAAAAAGGGACUUCAGAAAAUGUUACCUCAUCCACAGUAGUCAGCGAGAAGUACCCCACCAGAGCCUCUGUGCAGAUGGUCGACAAUAAGCCUGAAGUUGACCAUUCACAACCCAAAGUCUCAGAGCCACAGGGUGAGAGUAAGGUUGACCCCCUGCUAGGGUCCAGCCAGAGUAACACUGUUUCUGCAAGUCCAGCACGACCCACCGAGCUGCCAGAUUUAGCAGGUUCUCAGACUGAAGAUGCUCCGCUUGCAACUACAAGCCUGCAGCAGGAGUCCAGCUCUACUGAGACUGGGCUUGCAGAGGAGAGCGUUCCCAAACCCCACUCUCCCGAGCCUUCAAAUUCCACUGCAAAGACUACCCCGCAGCGCAGGUAUGUUGCCUUCAAAAGCACAGGAAAACGGCGCUCAAAGCGGUUUGCUAGAGGUGCGAUGGGACGAACGCGAACAAGUAGUAAACUGGAUUCCCAACCUGCUGACACUAGCGAUGUAAAGAGUGAGAUGCAGGACACUGAGGAAACAGAAGAGCAGAGCCAAAACGAAGCUAUACAAGAACCAUCACAUGAACCAGAAUCAGAGGGUGAUUUAGCAGUGACCACGGAAACAGGAGUAGUAAUUGCAGGAGUGGAAUCUUUUGCCGUGGAUUCAGAACCCAACUCAUCCCCUCCACCAAAGCUCAGCGAUGAGUCCACAGAGGAGAAAAAUAAAGAGAUCCAACCUGAAAAUGACAAAGAUGAGUGUAGCACUAAUUAUACCACUGAUAUGAAAUAUGAUCAUGAUGAUGACGACGACGAUGAUGAUGAUGGUGAUGAUGAUGAUGGUGAAGAAGAUGAGGAAGAUGAUGAAGAUGUUCUCAACCAUUUACUAAAUGUCUUAAAUGAAGAAGACGAGGAAGAUGAAGAUGGCAUUGCAUUCAAGACUUUGGAGAAGAGAUGCCCAUAUUGCCAGGACUGUUUUGAUAAUGGAAUAGGACUGGCCAAUCAUAUUAGGGGUCACCUUAACAGGGUUGGAGUCAGUUACAAGGUCAGACAUUUCAUAUCGCCAGAAGAGGUUAAUGCUAUAGAAAAGAAGUUCUCCUACCAAAAGAAGAAAAAGAAAGUUGCUAACUUUGACCCAGCGACCUUCAGCGUGAUGCACUGUGAGUUCUGCAGCGCUGGCUUCGACACCAGGGCCGGGCUUUCCAGUCACGCCCGCGCACACCUUCGAGACUUCGGAAUCACCAACUGGGAGGUCACUGCCUCGCCCAUUACCGUCCUCCGGGAGCUGUUCUCCAAACGACCUGACCUUGCUUUAUCCAUUCCCACUGCCUGUAACGCCCAUGCAGAAGAACAGGAGUCAGGUGAGGAUGAGGAGGAGUGUCUGUCAGCAAAGAAUGAGGACAGUGGUACUACAGAACCAGUGCAGCAGGAGCCAGAAUCUCCAGUUCAGCCCUGGAAGGAGGAACAGUGUGAUAGUGAAGCUGAGGCUCCCACAGAUCAUCUCUACCAGAUCACCCAGGAACAUGCUACUGACGACCGCCUUCCUUCCUCACCCCUCUCAUCACCUAACACACCAAGCCCUAGAGUUGCUGCAGAGUUCGAGGACGAACCGCAAGACGUCAAACCCCCUCUCCCCCUCUCUGUUCUGGACAGUGUUAUAAAAGCUCCACGUUCCCCAAGCAGCCUGUCUCCAUCUGGUUCCCAGCCACCCUCUCCAUAUGGAAGGUCUCAGUCUCCCUCUCGGUCCCGGUCUCCAUCCCCAGUGCUGAGGAAGGCGCCGAUCUCCUCACUGUUACCUGUGUCUUCCCUGCUGCGCUCACAUGAGCACAAGAACAUGGCAAGAGGCCACAACACAGCGCUGUCUGCCACUCACUCCAGGCCGCUCUGGGCAACACAAGAGACUGAUGCACCGCUCAACCUCACCAUGGACGCAGACGCUAACGAAGACAUCAUAUGCAAGUUAUGCGGUGCCUGGUUUGAAACGCGUAAAGGCCUCUCGAGCCACGCCCGAGCUCACCUGCGCCACUUUGGCGUGGAAUACUCUGAGUCCAGGGGGUCACCUAUUGACCUGCUAAACACGCUUAUCCUCACUGAUGAUUUUAAGCACAGGGCUACUUCCUUCGUCUCUGAUAGCCCGGAGGACCGGAGGAUCCAUGGAUACAGCGUAGCUUCUCCUUCUCUACCAACAUCCUCACACGUUUCUUCUGCCUCUAAAAAGCCUUUCAGUUCCAGCUCUCUUCUGUUCAAGAACACACAGUAUAGGAGCAGCACUGUUACCAAGAAUACCUCCUCAUCUUCUUCUGCCUCCUUCCACUCCAUGCAUAGUCCACCAGCGAAGAAACUAAAACAAUCCUCUCAGCAGGUCUUCCGCAUGAGUGGCGUGGAUAUGAUGUCCAUUCCUCCAGCUGAACCACUGAAGGAUGUAAGCUGUGAGUUCUGUGGUGAGCUCUUCGAGAACCGCAAAGGCCUUUCUAGCCACGCCCGCUCCCAUCUUCGGCAACUGGGCAUCACUGUGUGGUCUGUGAACGGGUCACCAAUCGACACACUGCGGGAGCUUAUAAUGCGCCGAGGCCUGCCGUGUGCUAUCCCUCCAAAACCCCUGAAAUUGCCCUCCUCCUCACCAAGCCUGGGAUCCUCUCGAACCUCACUCCCGUUCUCUUCCAUGUCAGGUAGCAUUAACCGAAUGCCUUUUAAUCAGCAUCAGUCUGCUGUCCACAAGAUGCCAGUAUCACCGCCGGCCACCAGCACGUCCUCUACAGUGCUGAUGGUCAAGCCAAAGCCGGAACCUGAGCAGGUGGAAAUUACUCUGACUGAAGACGGGAUGGGGGGGUGUGACGGGUACAGCUCAGAGUCUCUGCAUCCCAGCUGGAUGAGCACAGAUAACGUCCGUCCAGUCAGCCUUGUCAUGGCUCCGGAGAGGGAACCGUCCCGGGACAUCCGCUGCAAUUUCUGCGGCGAGUUCUUUGAGAACCGCAAAGGCCUCUCCAGCCAUGCCCGCUCACAUCUGCGCCAGAUGGGCAUCACCGAGUGGUCCGUCAACGGCUCGCCCAUCGAUACACUGUGGGAGAUCAUGCGGAAUCAGGGCAUCAUGCCAGCAUCCAGCGUGUUAGGUGUGAAGGAGGAACCACAGCAGGAUGACGGCUCAUCUUGGAAUGGUCAGGGUUAUCAAUCACAAAAAGUAUCCCCAAAGGCGUCCCUUAACCUGCUUCACUCUGGCUCGCGGCUGCAUAAGCAUGGAUUGGGGCCCAUGGGACCAUCCAACACCUCUUCAUCAGCAAAGCUCUUCGGGAUGGCACAGUUUGGAAAGCGGAUGCUUGGAAACAAAAGACACCUCGAGGAAAACCUUCCAGUCCCUUCCCAGUCCAAAACCUUCUCACCUCCACCACAGGACUUCUCAUAUAAAGGAAAAAUGUCCACAGACAAGUAUGGGGUAGGCCGCAUGGAAGCUAGCUGUGAACUGUGCGGUUUUGUCUUUGAGAACCGGAAGGCACUGGCCAGCCAUGCUCGUGCCCAUUUGCGACAGUUUGGCGUAACCGAGUGGUCUGUGAAUGGUUCGCCCAUCGAGACGCUGAGCGCCUGGAUGCGCAGCAGACCUGAAACGGUUGCCGAGCUACACCGCAGCUAUCUGUCUGGAGGUCACAGUUUCCAAAAGAAGAAACGUUCUGCCGCACAGUGGACAUCUCCAACGCUGACCCAGGCCAAAAGUGUUGAGCGGGAGAAUACGAGCAGCUUGUACGGUGCACCAUUACAAGCAUCGGAAGACAAAAAUGGAAAUGGCACACCAGUUCACCAUGGUAUAACGACACAGGAUACAGAACACUCCUUCAGCAGUGCAAACAGUGCACCUCCCCGAGUACAGGUGGCACGGAGUGAACUUAACGUCCGGGUGCCAAGGGGAAUUGAACGACGACCUUUAAAACACCCAUUGCAUGCUGAUGGAGGAGAGAGAGAAAGCUGCCCCCCCAAACCAUCUCGCACGAGUACUGUUCCUGCCCUUGUGCCAAAGCCCCCGUCCACCCCACUUGUUAAACUCAAUGGUAAAAUCUACUCCCUAAAGUGCAGGUUCUGUGAUGUGGAGUUCCAAGGCCCCCUCUCAGUGCAGGAGGACUGGAUCAGGCACCUGCAGCAGCACAUCCUGAAACUGGAUUAUAAGAAGCCAGCUCCCGCCGCAGCCCCCACUCUAGCCAAACCUGACACAGCUGCUCCUGAAAUUCAAGCCUCAGCUACUACCUCCACCUUAACUAUUACUACUGCAGCUCCUACUCCUGUUUCUGCCAAGAACCCUACACCCAAACUUACACCACACCCAUCGGUUUGUACUUCCGCACUAUCACCCAUUCCAACCCUGACCUCAACAGCUCACCCGGCGGCCGCGGCGGAACAGGAGGUUCUAGCUCCUGCCACAUAAGUCCCUGUUGUCUUAUGCUUUUGCCUUUUCGUCCUUAUUAUUUCUGCACUUCUUUAAAGACGUCAAACGUCAGUAUCUAAAAUGUUAGAACGGUGUGUAAACUGCUCAUGAAAACAGAAAGUGAUGCUUUGUUAACUGUUGUUACUGACCUGUGCUAAAUUAGAAACAAUACAAAGACCUGAUAUUUGGUGUUUUACUCUAUUUACAUUUUGGAAAUAUAUGCUUAUUUCAAAUUUGAGGCCUGCAAUACAUUCCUUAAAGGCUGCGACCACUUUUCCUUUUUUUAAUGACGCUUAUUAAUUCUUUUUUGGGGAUGGAGGACAGCAAUUAAUCCAGUUUUGAAAGUAUAUGUUACUUUGUCGUUGUUUGUUUUGCUCUUUAAAUUGUUUUAAAAUGCACCACAUGUUUUGAGUGCUAGCCACUUCUGGACUGCAGGCAGCCCAGUCUAGCAUCUGCUUUCUCAGAAUAUGCAGGGAUGCUGUUGCAUAAUUUGGAUGUUUAUUGUUGUGUUGAAACAAGCAUAGCUGUUGUCUAAACAUGAAGGCAGUUGUAGCUUAGCGGUUAAGGUCCUGGACAAAUAAUCAUGAGGUUGCCCAUUCAAGCCCUACCAUCACCAAUUGUCAGUGUUGGGCCCCUGAGCAAGGCCCUUAAUUGCUUAAAUUGUAUUCAGUGAUAACUUUGGAUAAAAGCGUCUGCUAAAUGCUGCAAAUGUGAACGGCAGCUUUUUUUGUAUCAAACAGUGUUUAUAUAUUGUGACCUGAGCCGUGGUCACUAAAACACAGAGAGCACUACAUCUAUUAUUUCCAUUAACAAAGAUCUGCUUUGAAAGGUCAACUCGUCAAACCACUAUACAUGAUUCCAAGGUGCACUGGUCCAUUUCAGGUGAACUUAAACCCAGAGAGGUCAGCAGUGUUUCAGUCUCAAUUUGCAACUUAAAAAACAGUUUGUAAGUAAGCAUUACUGAGCUCUUGUGGUGAUAUUUAUCACAGAAGCAUCCGGAUUUUCAAUGCUAUCUAAUGCAUCUAAGGGAUCAAAGGUCACAUGCAUUUCAUAGUGGUUUGGUUUUCAGACAUAGAUUUUUCCAGAAUCCAUAUUUGAAAGUACUUCAAAGCAACAUGUUCAACUGUUGGACUGUUUGUUGACUUAUGUUUUGGCAACAUGCAGAGCUUUGAAACAUCCUUGCUAAUAAAAGUCUUGGCAUUUUAUGGAUACUCAUUUUAUACACAAACAUGUUCUCCCUAGCCUUUGUCUCAGACUUUUUUUGAAAUAUGUUGCAGCCAUUCAUUCCAGAAUGAGUGUAUAUUCACAAAAAAGUAAAGUUCAUAAGGUAAAACAUAAAUAUCUUGUCUUUGUAUUUUUGCGGAUUUACUGGCUCAACUGUUUUGAAAUUCAGUUUUGUAAAACAAGGGUUUCGGAAAAGCUUUGCCAGCUCCUCAUUCUUCCUCAACCUUAACCAUAAAGCAUGCAGCGGUAAAGAAAGAGAAGCUUAAGAUAGGACUGUUGCUAUUCCAUUUUGGGCUUACCUUGCCAAUUCAAGAUAAAGCAAGUGCUGAAGGUAACAGAUCCUCUAUACUUAUUAUAAUGUUGAAAUUGUUUAUCAUUUGUAUGCUAUUUUUGUGUUUGUGUUUUUACAAUUGAUCGAAUCAGACACCUUAUAUACUAAAAGAUCUACAAGUGCCACCACUGACAUGUUUAACUUGCUAAAUGUACUCAGAAAAUCACAUUUAGCUUAAUAACAAACAAACUCACAAGCAGGACUUUUUGUCAGCUGAGAUUUAAUACAGCAUUAUUUAACUGGUAUGCUUCAGCUCCUAGCACGUGAAUCGAGGCUUACUGAGCUAGUUCUAAAAGUUUUUAAAUGACUAUUUUUGCUUUGCGUUUACUGUAGAAAUCCAGACCAGGCCUGCUGAUACCACAUACAUACUGCAGUCCUUUGUGUUUACAUCAUGCAAGUCAGUAAUAGUACAGUUUUUGGAGCCAGGCUCUGUUCUCCUAAUGCUUUUUACGGAUUAGUCUUUAGUCUCUAUUCUAAAUAAAGACUAAACUAAAUUUUAGCACUAAUGCUUUAAGGAAGCUGGUCCUCCCUUAAAGAACAGUGACUCAAAUGGACACUUUAAGAGCAUUCAACAUACCCUGUAGGGCCAGUGGUGCAAGACAUCAGUCUUUCCCAUACGUGUUUACCUGACAUCAACCCUUAUGGCUGUAUAAUUCUUAAAGCUACCUAGAGAAACAGACUAGAGAUAGAGACUAGAGUUAUUCCAAAAAAAAAAAAGCAGCAACAUGAGUUGAUAUUCUGUGGUGUCCUGCGGUUGAACAAAGGAAACUAAACUAACAAAAGUACUUGGUAAUAUUUACUUAAGCAUCAUUAUCUAGUUCUGUAGUUCUGUGCAGCUAGUAAACCAAUGCGCCUUUACAGAUGAAUGCACACAUAUUAAAGUUCCACAUAUCACCCAGUCUUUGUUAACACAGAUCCAACAUUUGUACUCGGACAUUGCUUAGAAAUUACAAAAAUAAAAGCACUGCAGGAUGUUUGUAGGACUUCCGAUACUAAAAAAACGUACAAUCAAAUUUAGAAAAUUCAGAGAUUUAGACCUAAAAUUGGUUUUACUGUCUUAAAUUCAUGGUACGGUGAAAUAAUAAUAAUUCGUAGAUCGUUACAUUUGUCCUAUACAGGGUGUAUUUCCACUGCGACCCUGCUCAGGAUAAUGUGGUACUGAAAGAACAAAUAAUAGACAAAUAAUAAAGAAAUAUUAUUAAACAGCUGACCCUAAUAUAAGCCAUUAUUAGGAAUUAAACACUACUAAUACUCAGCUGAUUUUGUAAUGUUCUGACUACUGUUUGCUUUUCGGAAUCCUAAAGCGAAGUACAUUUUGUUUAUAAUGGGGAAAAGGCAAGGUAUCCACCACACAAGCUGAAGCAUUUCUAUGUGUUAAAUGAUUAGUAAGCUCUAGUUUGCUAUUUGCACAUCAUGUUCUGCACCUUGUUUAACAGACUGUCUCUUCCAUUUCCUUAGAACACAUUUUGUAAAGAAAUCGUUUCAGAUCUGUCGAAUGAAAGUGGGCCAAACUGUUUAUGUUAAAAAAACUGACAUUUUAUUGGGAUGCAGUAAAUCUCUUUAUUUAUUGCCUGCCUCAACCUCAAACUGAAACUCAAACCUCUGUGCUGAUUUUGUUAUUUUUGAAUGUCAUGACGUGUUUUGGAUACACUACAAGAAUUGAAUUAUUCGGCAUGAAAUCAGAGCUGAUUUGACUUUUUCCCAGGUUAAAUAGGAAUGUUUAUGUGUGUCGCACAUGCAUGCAUUCACAAGGUCACCAUGGUCUUUCCUAAAUCUCUUUCCCUGGUUCUUAGAUAGUUUGUUUUUAAAGUUGUUUUUUAAUAGCACGUGUCCAUGCCAAGAACUUCAGUGCACUGCAUCUAUUCAUGUGUGGCUGAAUGUGCCAAAGAGUUGCAGUCGGACAGGCUGCAGCCAUCGAGCGCACGUUCCAGACUGGGUGGAGGAAACAGAUUUUUCCAGGUCUGCUGAAACUGGACAGUCAUGACAGUGACAAGAUCGUUUGUUCUCUGAAUUGUUUUGCUGAACUACAUCGAGUGCGCCGCAAAUGUGUGGUGUAUUUGGUCAAAGAAAGGACUUACUUGGAUAGAUCCUGCGACUUGUAAGGACCGACUGAACUAUGUAGCUUCACGUUGUUUCAGAUGGUAAUCCGUAUCUACACAGUGAAGCAAUAACAGAAUGGUUCUAUGACACAAGCUAUGAAGGUUUGUUUUUACGACUCAUUGCAUUUCUGUGACUGUUAGACUUGCAGCAUUCCUGUGGAGUAUAAAUGUAUAGAUACUACAAAUAUUAACAGUCAUGGGAUGAAUUUCUUAAUCCAUUUAUCUUGAGUUCAUUGCAACUUUUUAAUGCUGUCUAUUUUUAUUGCCAUUUGUCUUAAUGUAGUUACAGUCAGAAUAGGUAAAUAGAAUGUGUUAUUUUUGAUUAUGUUAGUAUUUCUUUUAAACUACAUUGGUGCUCAUGAGGUUAUAAUGGACAUGGAUGGAUUUUCCUGAGGUGUUUAGCAAUUGUCCUUAUAAAAAUGACUUUAAGAAAAGUGGGACUAUGUUGCACACCUGCUAUAUUUUGGUGUCACAUUGCUCCCCUGUAAGAUUUUCCUUAGCUAGUUUGACUGGCUAUGUUGGAUCAGGACAGAGACAAGCGAACAGUACGGACAGUGUACGAGGGAGAAACUCGGACAACGUUAAGCUGCCAUGAAAAAGUUGUAUUGUGCACAAGCAUUAGAAAGAUUCAUGUGAAUAAACAAAUCAUUAAAUGUGAUCUAAAACA